ACCAAUUGCACAGAUACACUGUGAGGCUCUGCUAUGGAGACUGCAGUGCACUUAAUUCUUCUUUUCUGCCUGAUGGGUCUGUCCCUAACGUUACCUCUGUCGGGCACCUUACCAACACCUAAAAGCCAAGAUGGUAAAGACCCUGCUGACAAUAAUCUCUAUACUGACAUUAUGAAAGCCAAUCAAAAGAGCAAGAAAUUGCGCAUACAUGGAGACAUCGCCCUCAAAACCGACCGCAAUGCUAUUAACUGCACAGAAUGUUUGUGGCCAAAAUCCAGCGAUGGGUUUGUGUAUGUGCCUUACACCGUGUCUUCUGAUUACAGUCAAGAUGAAGUCAAUGCGAUAACUACAGCAAUGAAAGAAUAUGAAGGCCUGACCUGUGUUCAAUUCACCCCUUGGACCGGCGAAGAUGAUUACCUUGCCAUUCAGUCUCUGGACGGUUGUUGGUCCUAUAUUGGCUAUUAUGGGGGAUCUCAGGCAGUGUCCUUGUUGAAAGGGUUCUGUGCGUAUAAUGGAGGGGUCCAACAUGAACUGAACCACGCCUUGGGAUUUUACCACGAGCACAAUCGCAGCGACCGAGAUGACUACGUCACCAUAAUGUAUCAGUACAUAUCCCCAGAAAACAUAGGCAACUUUGACAAAAUUUCAACAAACAACCUGGGCGUUGAUUAUGACUACUCAUCUAUAUUGCAUUAUGCAGGUAAUGCCUUCAGUAACACAUCUGGACAGAACACCAUCGUGCCCCAUCCUAAUCCCAAUGUCCCCAUUGGCCAAAGCUAUGGACUCAGCAACUUGGAUGUCCUUAAGAUAAACCGACUGUAUGGCUGUGAUGAAUGCAGCACUUUGUUAUCUGCGCCCAAUGGGACUUUGACAUCAACUAAUUACCCCUCUAACUACCAAAAUAACGCUAAUUGUGUAUGGCUCAUCAGAACUCCUUCUGACCAGGUAACCUUGAGCUUUAACGCCUUUAAUGUCCAAAAAUCCCAAAGUUGCACCGAUUACAUUCGAGUGUAUGAUGGGGCCACCACAUCUGCACCAAUGAUUUUGGAUAAAACAUGUGGAACAGGACCUCUCCCAGUAAUGAUCGCUUCCACUAAUCGAAUGCUGGUGGAAUUUGUCACGGAUAGUGCCAUCACAGCCCCUGGCUUCAAAGCUACAUACAGCACAGUUCAAUGUGGAGGCACCUUUUACACCCCAUCAAGAAACGUUACCACCCCGAAUUACCCCAAAAGCUACCCCCCAAACUUGGACUGCCAGUUCAUCAUUACUGCCCCCACUUCCUACAAGGUGGCAUUAAACAUUAAUAACUUCUUCGUGGAGAAGAGUGCCAACUGCCAAUACGAUUACCUAGAAAUAUACGAUGGAAAUUCCAUGAGUGCCCCCAAAAUAGGCAGUAGAUACUGUAGCUAUCAGGUAUUUAAUGUCAUGGUUUCCUCUGGCCGCUCCAUGCUCCUCAGAUUCCACAGUGAUGCUUCAGUGCAGAUGUACGGGUUCACAGCUUCAUACAACUUUGUUUAAAGAGCCAGGAGGAAACGGGAGUCCAUUCUUUGCAGGCAAACUUCCCAAGUGCCACUGAAUCAAACAUGAUCCACUCACUGUAAAUAACCUGUACAUGUAAUCCAGUGUCAAGCACCUAAGAUAAGCAUUAACGAUUGUCAUAAAUUAUUAUCCUUAAUUUAUAGGGUGUACAACACAUAUACACAGUGCUUCAUAGAGAUUUUUCAUUGUUACCAUUACUUGCCAGUCCCAUAAUAUACAGUUACUGAUCUAAGUCUCUAAUUUAUAUAGGAGGAAUAAUGUAACGCAUCACAAUGUCAUUCCACUGUUUAUGAAUAUCGUGAUUAAACAUUUUUGUCACCAA
Xenopus tropicalis (tropical clawed frog) is the source of this 1861-nucleotide messenger RNA. It is a transcript of the gene astl2e.2, whose product is annotated as astacin-like metallo-endopeptidase 2 gene e2. The record is from RefSeq and is marked validated. Lineage: Eukaryota; Metazoa; Chordata; Amphibia; Anura; Pipidae.